This is a messenger RNA of Annulohypoxylon truncatum, 495 nucleotides long. RefSeq names its product NAD(P)-binding protein. The record is from RefSeq and is a predicted model, not a curated record. Gene Ontology annotation, molecular function: oxidoreductase activity, acting on the CH-OH group of donors, NAD or NADP as acceptor. The coding region runs from base 1 to 495 and encodes 164 amino acids. Lineage: Eukaryota; Fungi; Ascomycota; Sordariomycetes; Xylariales; Hypoxylaceae. The transcript has a single exon.
AUGACAUCCCUCGAAGGCAAGGUCUUCGCAAUUACUGGAGGCGCUAGUGGGAUUGGAUUCGCAACUGCGCAGAUAUUGUCCAAGCGCGGUGGAAUUGUCUGCGUAGCCGAUGUAGACCCAACAGCUAUGAGCAAGGCAGAAGAAUACUUCACCAAUCAGAACACAUCAUUUGCGAUUACCAAAGUAGACGUCUCUAAGCGUGAAGAGGUAGAUUCUUGGAUCGACAGCAUCGUUCAGAAAUACGGGAGGCUUGAUGGCGCUGCCAACGUCGCCGGUGUCAUCGGCAAACACCACGGAAUACGAGAAGUGGCAGACCUUGACGACGAUGAAUGGCACAAGAUAAUCGCGGUUAACCUAACGGGGACGAUGUAUUGCUUGAGAGCCGAGCUGAGAAAGAUCGUCGAUGGUGGUUCUAUUGUGAAUGUUUCCUCUAUUCAUGGGCUUCAAGGUAAUCAAUGGUUCAGAGUUCCCGCAUCUAACGAAUCCCGGCAUUGA